AUGUGCCAUAGGGAGAAGAAAGCAGGUGGUCGUAAAUUCAAUCGUCGUGCCCUCACGUAUGAAGAUACUCAGCGAAUCAACACAUUCCUGAUCAACUUUGCUGAACAGUAUGCCCUCGUCCUCCCAGGCCGCGUACCAGGUUUCAAGAGAGCAGAUCUCAAGCUUCUACCCUCUUGUGAAACGAAGGUAUCGAUAUGGAGAAAAUACUGCAAGGCUGUAACUGAUCUAGGUCAUCGAACUGCCAAACUGAGUGCCUUCAAGUCAGUAUGGAAGAGUGUUGCACCUCACAUUGUGAAGACCAAACCGAUGACGGACUUGUGUGGGGAUUGCCAACUGAACAACUACAAGAUAUAUCGUAGUGCAAAUCUCCCCAACUGUGUGAAGGAUGCAAAGUUACGGAAGCAGGAGGAGCACCUCAGGAUCGUUGAACAGGAACGAGAUGUUUUGCGGGCCAUGACCAACGAGGCCAAGAAAACAGUAGCUGAGCUUGGUAUAGUGACCCUAUCUGCGAGUGAACCUUGCUCCAAGGAUAUUUCUAUGCAUUACAGUUUUGACUUUGCCCAGCAAGUCCACUACCCAUACAGUCCUUACCAACCAGGGCCAAUCUAUUUUCUUACACCGAGGAAGUGUGCCAUUUUCGGGGUCUGCUGUGAAGCACUCCCACAGCAGAUCAACUACUUGAUUGAUGAGGGUAUGGCGUCAUCAAAAGGUUCGAAUGCAGUGAUAUCUUAUGUUCACCAUUUCCUUGGAAAUUACGGCUUAGGUGAAAAACAUGCGGACUUACAUUGUGAUAAUUGCUCUGGACAGAACAAAAAUAAGUUUGUUGUGUGGUACCUGCUAUGGCGAGUCAUGAAUGGAUAUCAUGACUCUAUCACUAUGAACUUCUUGAUCGCCGGCCAUACGAAGUUUGCACCAGAUUGGUGUUUUGGGCUUUUCAAGCAACGGUUUCGGAGAUGCGAGAUGAACACUCUGAAUGACAUCGCUGAUGCAGUCACUACAAGCGCAAAUGCAAACCGACCUCAGCUGGUGGGAAAUGAACAAGGAGAGUCUUAUGUCAACAUGUACGAUUGGCAGGAAUUCCUGAAGCCUUUCUUCAAGCCGCUGGAUGGAAUCAAAUCGUUGCAUGUCGUGAGGUUUGAUAGUAGACAUCCUGGUGUUGUUUUCACGAAGGAACUGUCCUCAGACACAGUGGAAAAAGCCGUCCAACUGCUCAAGAACGUUAAUCACCUUCCACCACGUGAACUCCCAACUCGUUUGAAACCACCUGGAUUAGACUUUGCACGCCAGAAGUAUCUUUUCGACAAGAUACGGGAUUACUGCAUGAGUGAGGACUCGAAAGACAUUGUUUGUCCCAAGCCGGUAGCUGUAGCAGCAGCAGAUGACAGUUCAGAUGGUGAGGAAUAUAGAGCUCCACCUCAGAAGAAGGGACGAAAGAAAUAAUGUAUAUUAUUUGAUGAUAAAUUUGUGUUUUCAAUGGAAUGUGUAGUUCAUGAGAAAUGGAAGAAAAAAAAAAUUUCAAGAAUUUAUUUUCAUGAAAUUUUUUUUUUUUUUUUUAAUGUUGGCCGCCAGUGUGCACUCUUUGAUGACUAGUUUUGCUGUUGAUUUCAGAUUUGAAAAUUGAAAAUAGCACAUUUUUCUUGCAUAAACUGUUGCAUAUACUAGUUAUGAAAAGAAUUAAACAAGUUUUAUGGACUCAUUGUGAUGGUUGCUAUGGACUUUUUACUAGUAUUGAUGCCUCACCUUCAGGUCCAUUUUUCUCCUUUUCUUCCUCAAAAUAAAAGCGGCUUAGACAGUGUGCAAUCCCGAAUAUGAUUUGUCAUAACUCUGUAAAUAU
Messenger RNA from Lineus longissimus, 1834 nucleotides. RefSeq lists its product as uncharacterized. Bases 1 to 1440 code for a protein of 479 amino acids. The record is from RefSeq and is a predicted model, not a curated record. NCBI's taxonomy places the organism in Eukaryota, Metazoa, Nemertea, Pilidiophora, Heteronemertea, Lineidae. The transcript has 3 exons.